AACCGUUUCACGCUACACGCUACGGUACACAUGCGUUUUGAUGUUAUCUACUUACAACUGCUGAUCGGUGAAUGAAAAUAAUUCAUUAAUUAAUCUGUACCGUCUUUUUGGAUGCUAGAGUUUAAAAAGUUUUGUCAUUUGGCAACUACCUUACUGUAACACUAAAGUGAUAAAAAGAUAAUCCUACAUCACAAUGAAAACUAGGGGUCAAAAAAAUAAAAUAAAAGGGAAAAUCAAUUCCAAAAAUGAUAAGAAAAAGAGUCUUCAACCAGUCAAACUGGACUCAGAAAGCAUUUCUUCCAAUAAUAAUAGUCUUGAGGAAAUCCAAGAGCCUAAAACUGUGCAAGUUAAAAUAGAAGAAGUUGCAGAAACUUUUACUUGCAGUAGAUGUCAUAAAGUGUAUAAUACAGAAUCUGCCUUUCAAAAUCAUCUCUUUAUUAGUCACCCUACAUUAGGUACAGAAAAAUUUGUUUGUUUUAAAUGUGGUGAAUCUCAUAUAUCAAAGGAUGCCUUAACUUUACAUCAAAAUGAAGUUCAUAAUAUCAUAAAAGCUGAAGUUGAACCUGUCACUACGGAUCAAGAUGCUAGUCGGAAUAAAGUAAAAAAAUCUAGAUAUGAUGGGUCAACUCGUAUCAUGUGUGAAAGAUGUGGUAAAAUAUUUAAGACUAGUAGUGAUAUUAAAAAGCACAUUGAAUUUGUUCACAAUAAACAAAGAAAUUUUCCAUGUGAUCAGUGUAAAAAAGCAUUUACCACAAACUCUAAACGUAAUACACACAUCAAAGAAGUACAUGAAUUAAGAAGAGAUUUCAAGUGUCGCAUGUGUCCAAGCAAAUUUGCACGAAAGUUCAAUAUGAGAAAACACUUUGAACUUGUUCACCAAAAUAUAAAGAGAAUCAAGUGCGAGUAUUGCUUAAAAGAUUUUUCAUUUAAUAGUACUAUGCAUGAACAUGUUAGAAGCGUGCAUCAAGGCAUCAAGCGUCAUGAAUGUCCAACUUGCGGCAAAAAGUUUAGCCGAAAAUCUGAUGUAAAUAGGCAUUUAAGAACAACACAUAUUCCACUUUGUAAAGAGGCUCAUUAUGAAUGCGAUGACUGUGGUAAACUUGUUAAGAGCAAAGGCAAAUUAAAAAAUCAUAUACUGGUUGUUCACAUGGGGAUAAAAGAAUAUAGUUGUUCAAUGUGUGGUAAAAGAUUUACUCAAAGUGGAAAUCUUCAAUAUCAUCAAAAAGUUGUACAUCAAGGUAUAAAACCUUACAGUUGCACUCAAUGUGAUAAAUUGUUUGGAUCUAGAAGUAAUCUAAAAAAACACUAUCAAGUAGCUCAUGAUAUGUAUCUAACCACAGCUAUGCCUUAGAUAUAUUUUUUUUAUAUUUGUACAUAAUAAUGAAUUUAUAUACAAGAAAGAAAUUGUAAAGUGAAUUUAAUA
Messenger RNA from Trichogramma pretiosum, 1423 nucleotides. Its product is annotated as zinc finger protein 239-like. Gene Ontology annotation, biological process: regulation of transcription by RNA polymerase II. The record is from RefSeq and is a predicted model, not a curated record. Gene Ontology annotation, molecular function: RNA polymerase II transcription regulatory region sequence-specific DNA binding; DNA-binding transcription factor activity, RNA polymerase II-specific. Gene Ontology annotation, cellular component: nucleus. The transcript has 2 exons. NCBI's taxonomy places the organism in Eukaryota, Metazoa, Arthropoda, Insecta, Hymenoptera, Trichogrammatidae. Bases 194 to 1351 code for a protein of 385 amino acids.